Trichomycterus rosablanca is the source of this 4704-nucleotide messenger RNA. It is a transcript of the gene bcas3, whose product is annotated as BCAS3 microtubule associated cell migration factor. The transcript has 24 exons. Gene Ontology annotation, cellular component: cytoplasm. NCBI's taxonomy places the organism in Eukaryota, Metazoa, Chordata, Actinopteri, Siluriformes, Trichomycteridae. Gene Ontology annotation, biological process: autophagy; response to starvation. The record is from RefSeq and is a predicted model, not a curated record. Gene Ontology annotation, molecular function: protein binding. Bases 68 to 2800 code for a protein of 910 amino acids.
AUUGCGGUUUGGGAAGAAGCUGUUAGCGGAGUUCAGUAAAGCGGACUUGGAUUUGUUUUGCUUGACUAUGGCGUCCGACUCCCCACGCAGACCAAGUCGCUGUGCUGGAGGGGUUGUGGUUCGAGCCCAGGCUGCGACGGAGCAGUCCUAUAUGGAAAGUGUAGUGACUUUUUUGCAAGAUGUAGUUCCUCAGGCAUACCCUGGGACUCCUCCAACAGAUGAAAAAGAAAAGAUCAGCUGGGUCCUGUUUGAAAAAGCUGACAUUAAUGAUGUGGCCCGCUCACCAGAGUUCCUGGAGAUGCACGGCAGUGGUGUUGACCCACCGUUGUGUCUGAUGAUUGGCUACUCGGAUGGAGUGCAGAUCUGGAGCGUAUCUCUUAUUGGAGAAGCCCAAGAGCUGUUUUCAGUGAGGCAUGGUCCUGUCAGAACUGCUCGUAUCCUCCCAGCCCCUCUCAUCAGUCCACUCAACACUGACAGCUUUGCUGAGAAGCGGCCCCUCCUCAGCGUUUGCAAGAGCACCGGUUCCUCGGGGACAAGCCCUCCGUAUAGCUGUGUGGACCUGUAUUCUUUGAAGACUGGAGAGAUGGUCAAGUCCAUUCAGUUUAAAACACCCAUUUAUGACCUACACUGCAAUAAAAGAAUUCUCGUGGUCAGUCUUCAGGAGAAGAUAGCCGCCUUUGACAGCUGCACUUUUACUAAAAAGUUUUUUGUCACCAGCUGCUACCCAUGUCCUGGUCCCAACCUCAACCCUAUAGCUUUAGGAAGUCGGUGGCUUGCCUACGCUGAGAACAAGCUGAUACGUUGUCAUCAGUCCCGGGGCGGGGCCUGUGGAGACAACGCCCAGUCUUACACCGCAACUGUCAUCAGUGCAGCCAAAACUCUAAAGACAGGGCUAACUAUGGUGGGGAAAGUGGUCACUCAACUUGCAGGCACGUUGCCGUCUGGAACACCUGACGAGGAGGGCACCGCUCACAGCAGCAUCCGCCGCAGCCCUCACCAGCCUGGUGUGAUCACCAUCAUAGACACACACAAUGUUGGAGAAGGACAGGUACUCGUGAGUGAAGAUUCAGAUGGAGAAGGAGUGGUUGCUCAUUUUCCAGCCCAUGACAAGCCCAUAUCCUGCAUGGCGUUCAAUCCGAGUGGUAUGUUACUGGUGACUGCAGACACAUUGGGACACGAUUUUCACGUCUUUCAAGUUUUUACUCACCCCUGGGCAUCAUCCCAGAGUGCCGUUCAUCACCUGUACACCCUGCACAGAGGGGAAACUGAGGCCAAGGUGCAGGACAUCUGCUUCAGUCCGGACUCCCGGUGGGUGGUGGUCAGCACGCUGCGCGGCACCUCGCACGUCUUCCCCAUCAACCCGUAUGGCGGGGCUCCGUGUGCCCGGACCCACCUGUCACCACGUGUAGUGAACCGCGUGAGCCGCUUCCAGAAGAGCGCGGGUCUGGAGGAGAUCGAGCAGGAGCUGAGCAGCAAGCAGGGCGGCCGUUGCAGUCCCAUAGCAGGUCUCUCCAGUAGUCCGUCCGGCUCCCCUCUACAUGCUAAACUUACCAACCAAGAUUCCUAUAACAACUUCACCAACAACAACAUGGGAAAUCCACGGCUGUCCCCUUUGCCAAGUCUGACAGUUGUGCAGCCACUGGCACAAAUCAAGCAGCCCAUGACCCUGGGCACCAUCACCAAGCGCACAGGUAAAGCCAAGCCACCACCCCAGAUCUCUCCCAGUAAGUCUGUAGGAGGGGAGUUCUGUGUGGCCGCUGUGUUUGCCUCCUCACGCUCCUGGUUCAUCACCAACCCAAACAUGAAGAGAGAGAAAGAUUCAUCCCGCCAGGCUGUCGUUGACUCGCUUUACAUUGCGAGCUGCUAUGGUAAUCUGGUGGAGCACGUGCUAGAGCCUCGGCCGAUCAGCACGGCGCAGAAGAUAGGCGAUGACACACCACUGGAGCUGAACACCUGUCCCCGGGCCUGCUGGACUCUAGCCAGAACGCCACAGUGGAACGAGCUACAACCUCCUUUCGCCAGCAGCCACCCCUUGGUGCAGGCCUCUGACUUGGUGCAGUACUAUCAGUACCUGCUGGCUGGCUUGGUUCCUCCAGGAAGUCCAGGGCCAAUCACCAGACAAGGCUCCUAUGACAGUCUGGCCUCGGACCACAGCGGCCAAGAGGAUGAGGAGUGGCUCUCUCAGGUGGAGAUUGUGACCCACACUGGCCCUCAUCGGCGAUUAUGGAUGGGCCCUCAGUUUCAGUUUAAGACCAUCCACCCAUCAGGCCAGACCACAGUCAUUUCCUCCAGCUCAUCUGUGUUGCAAUCUCAGGGGCCCAGUGAUAGCCAGCAGCCCCUGCUCGACUUCGACACUGAUGACCUGGAGCUGCACAGCCUCCGGAUUCAGCCAGUGCGCUCUGAGCCAGUGAGCAUGCCCGGCUCAUCCUGCCUGGUACCUGAGCGUGUAGGCCCAGGUACAAUCAUAGAUGGAGGCUCAGGCACUUUUGACCACAGUGUAACCCUGCUGGAGGUGUGUGGCAGCUGGCCCGAAAGCUUUGGCCUGAGACACAUGUCCUCUGUGGAUGCCACGGACGAAGGCCUGAGGGAGAGGCUGGCUGAAGCUAUGUCUGAGUCACCCAGCAGAGACAUCGUGGGCUCUGGAACAGCUGAACUGCAGAGAGAGGGGAGUAUCGAGACACUGAGCAACAGCUCGGGCUCCACCAGCGGCAGCAUUCCUCGUAACUUUGAAGGUUACCGGUCUCCUCUCCCCACCAACGAGAACCAGCCACUCAGCCUCUACCCCACAGGCUUCCCUUAAAGCCUUUCUGCUUCCUUUCCAUCCUCUCACUUUGUCCCCCUUCCUUAUUACAGGAGCCAAACCUUCUUCAGUAAUGUCCAGAUUAAUUUUGUGCUGUCAGUGUUGGCAUAUGAUUUCACUCAACCCUUUAGUGAUGAAUAAUGAAAAUCCUUCCACGUUAAGCUGCAAAUCGGGACAAGACCAGCAUGCAGGUGUUUCACUCAAUGUCUCACCUGAUCUGAUUCAUACUUGUGUUUAGCUUUGGUUGUUAAUACUUUCAGCUGCCAAUUGUCUCUUCUUUUAAAUGGGACAUUCAUGAAUAUAAAGUGCAGAAGUCUGCGUGCAUAGCCAUGUGCAUGCAUGUGCUAACAUCAACACUGGAUGCUGGUGUGUAUUCAUAUUGGAGCUUCAUGGAUGUUUAUUCACAGCAUGUUAUGUGUGUCUGGACUGAUUUCAAACUGAAGUGGGAGGUUAUGAGUUAUUACAUUUACCCAGAUGUUCCUUCAGUCCCUUUUAAACGAUCUGACAAAACAAUCUGAUAUUAUUGACUGCAUUUAUAAUUGUGUUUUAGAUUAAUAUGCAUACUUCCCUUUUAAAUGUAAAUUUAAAUGCUUUUGUGUUGUGUUUACUUCCAUUGUGUUAAACAUACAGUAAAAACAUAAUCAUCCCUUUUUGCAUAAAACAAGACAAAAACUAUUUUUCAUCUAUUUUGGCUGCUAUAUACAAAGAACAUGUUAAACCUGACUUGCUGUGAUUGCCAUUUAUGAUAAUGAUUACUAAAACUAAGAUACUAUAUAUUCACAUUCUAUAAAUAAAGAAAAAACACAAUUGUUUUGUAUAUUUGAUUUUUAUUUUGACUUUACUGUAAUAAUUCCAUUCGAUGUGUUUUUGCAAUGUAUUCAAUGUAUCUUUAUGCAAAAGUUUGGAUGCCUCGAUCACAUUCAUGUUUUGACAAUAACAGACAACUGUUACACAUAUUCAUGCAUGGUUACUGUUUAUUACAGAAUUUAACACAAUAAUAUACAUAAAAUGUCACAUUUACAGAUGGUAUGGCACAUUUUCAUAUUAUGUCUUUUUCUAAUAUGUUACAUUUAGAUAAUACAUUAAAUUGCACAUCAAACUGACAUAAAUUACCCCAAACAAAUGAUGUGUUAACUUGUUUUCACUUGACCUUAGCUUUUUUAAAUGUAUUGAUAAAUACAAGGCUGUAUCUUACAAAGAGGUGAUUAAAAUGUUUAUCUUUUACUUGUGUUUAUAUUUGUAAUCUUUGCUUGAAAAGCUCGAUGUAUUUGAGUUCUCUCUCUGAACACAUGCACACAUCAGUUUUAUCCUUGACUUUCUCUGAAUAAGAAAUAUUCUGUUGAACUGGAUGAGACAGGACAUGACAGGAUAUAAAAACAGUGUAGUGAUAUUGAUGAGGCUUUGCUGGAAUGGCUUUGAGCUCAGCUUGCAGCUUAAUGAAAGCUGUUUUGGUUGGCUCAGGCAACAUGAAGCAAAACUGUAGUGCAUGUGACCAGAAGAAAUUGUUCCCCUUGCUCACUAAAUGAUUUACAAAGGCCGGUAUAGGCCUGGCUGUACUUUCAUGAAUGCAUUGCAUAUGCUUUUUAAUAAACUGUAUUAUGCUUCUUAAAUACAAUGAAUUUCUGAUUGUUGAAUAUAAAUCCAUGCAGUUGAAAUGAUCUGUCAAAUCUGUGUUUCUUUGUGUCCGUUUACUUAAAAGGAAGAUUUGUGCAUUAUCAUUUACAAUUAAAUGGCUGUUAGGUGAUGUAAGGCUGCACAGCGAGGACAAAAAGCAUAUUGUAAUUAAAUUGCUACACGUUGCAAUAUACUUACAAAAUAUAUGAUCUUGUAAGUCUUUGAUGUCACAGCUGAAAUUAUUUCCUGUAUUAAUUAAACUGAUUCAUUUUAUUUCAACAAUUACAUAA